CAAAAAAUUAUUUAUUUGAGUUUAAUGAAACGAUCCUGAUUACUUAAUCGAUUAACAAGAAUAAGUAUGUAUAAUAAAAUGUUAUGUAGCAAUAAGCAAGUAUAGUGAGUAAACAAAGUAUUAGAUAUUGUAAAAAAUGUAGUUUUAUUUGAAAUAGGUUGCUCGGUAAAUAGAGUAUAUUAUAGUUAAUCGAUUCACCAGUUGUAUGGUUUGUAACAUUUGUUUCGAACAACCCCAACAGAUACGUAAGUUUCCCUCGAAGUUAGAUAGUUCUCCAACAGGGGGUUCGCAGGUAAGAAAACUUUCGUAGAGGUUUACAUUGUAGGAGAGAGAUUGGUAGGUAGAAAAGGAGUUCGAUUCUUCGAGAGUAAGAGAAAGGAUGAAAGAAUAGAGGAAGAAAGAAAGACAAGAGGAAGGAAAGAAGGAGCAAAUGUAUAUAAGCGACUUGUAUGGAAGACGCGCCAAUGGACUCUCUCUUUGACCUUACUGAAGCGUGCACCUUUCUUCCCGUUUUUUCUUCGUUCUCCAAUCUCCUUACUCUUCGAAGUUUUCUAUAAGAUCCUUCUAUUUGACGUCCUUGCUCUUCAAUCUUGAUCUUGCCGUGAGGAAGUUCAGUAACUCUUUCGCAUCGUGCACUUUCUAAUUAUGUGUUACCAAAAAUAAUACAUCGAGUUUACAUCUCGUUCUUCGUUGUAACCUUCAAACAAUAUUUGCAGUGAUUUCAAUAAAUUCUUUUUUAUCGAAUCAAAAUGUGUGACCUUUGAAUUAAAAAGUUUCACCUUGUUUCUUGUGAUAUGUUCCUGACGAAAUGGACCUACAUAACAGUAUGCGAAACAUGAAUCUGCUUCGAGUUACGUUAACGCUAUCACUGCUCGUUUUUGCAUGCAGUACGUCAUCAUGCUUGAAAAAUGAUCCAAGUGAACCAUCCUUCGAUAAUGGUCCAAAUAUUAUUCGGCGCAGUAGAAGGGUCGGAUUAAAUGAAUAUUUAGUCCCACCUCCAAUACCGAAACCUUAUCCGGUGAGGUCUGGAAGAGUAGCAAAUCCUUCGGCAGCGGAAUCUCCAGGAUACUUUACACAAUUGAUGAGCUGGUUGAACCCCUUUAAUUAUGUCUCUUCAACUUCUACACCUCUAAAGACAUCGCAUCUUGAACCACCACCUCUUUAUUCUCCACUAACUCAAUCUUACGGCCCUCCACCAUAUAAUUUGCAUCCUGCUUUGCAACCUGGACCGUCUCUUCAUCCUCCACUUGGACCUCAAAUUGAUCCAUCUUUGCAUUCUUCUAUCGGUCCAUUUCCUCCUGUUCAACAUGCCGGUCCACUUCCUCCUGUUCAACAUGCCGGCCCACUUCCUCCUGUUCAACAUGCCGGCUCACUUCCUCCUGUUCAACAUGCCGGUCCACCUGUGGCAGCUCCUUCUAAUGGACAUCCGGAUGCAUCUCUUAAUCUUCCUGCUCGCCCAUCCUUACAAUUUUACAACCCUUCAACGAUCUUUCACGGUAUGCAACGCGCUUUCCCAACUCCGAAAGACAAUCGCGGUAGUUACGUAGCAGCGAAUAAAGGGAAACAUUGUAAUCCUUGUAACAAAGUUCCUUGGAUUCCGAUGCAAGAUAGCGGACUUCAUUCGGACAAGUAUCCGCUUCCUACGCAACUUUCGAACGGUUAUCUUCCUCCUAGCAAUCAAGGAAAUCACGACGUCCAAUACGCGGCUUCGCAUGAAAUCAGAAUACCAGAACUUUCUCAAAUACCUGUUGAACAAACACCUUUCAACAGCGCAUUACCGCACCCACUGUUGUACCAUGACACGAUACCUCCCCUUUACAAAGCAGAACCCUUUGCUCGGCCGUUUCAAAAUCCUCCUGCAAUCGAAAAUGUGGAACAUUUCAAAUCACCAGCUUUGCCUGUGACACCGUUAACUGAUCAAGUACACAAAAGUCCUGAUGUUAAGGACGAGCGUUAUAAUAUUUAUGGUAAUGACGAUCAGAGAUCCAUUGGAACAGAGAUUAAUCAAGGACAUGUAAGUGCCAUAUCUAAAAGCCAUGAGAUCGAGAUCAGCAAAGAGCCUGUAGAUCACAAAGAAUCAUUUGAUAGUUCGAUUCUCGAUGCUCAGUCUCCAGGAUCGUCGAAUCUCGAAAAUCACGAAUUUCCUAGUCAAAGUGGUAACGAAUACCAUGAACUCUUUCAUCCAAAUCCAACUCCUAUCACCGAUUUCAAUUACUUACCGCCGGAUCUGAAACCUUCGGCUAGCUUCGCAACUUCCACCUUUCACAAUCAAGAAAGCGAUAGUUUGAAUUAUCAAUAUUCCGACGAUUUGUCGCCUAGCGGCAGUGUCAUUAAAGAUUCUCAUGUAACGACGCAACCGUCUCUUGUGAGUUCUUUCGUUUCGAAAGAAAGGCCGAUACACUUUGAGGAAUCGCCGCUGCUAGAUCUGACGAAAAAAGACGAAAGUCGCACCGAUAUACAAUGGCCAACUUCCACUAUUGGCUAUACCGAUAUCGAUAAUGUAUCCGAUAAUACAGCGAAGACAACUACAGAUUAUAAUUUAGAAACCGAAAAUGUAUUUUUCGAAGAUUCAUCCGAUUCUGUCAAAUCGACUGAAUCGUAUUCUUUUCCGGAUAUUCAAAAUAUUAAUAGUGUUUUUGGACCUUCAACAAUCGCAACCGUGGAUUUCUCAAAUAGUAAUAUUAAUCAACAUGUCGAGACGUCAACAGGUAGUAGAGAAUAUACAAAUCAACAAGACGUUUCGUAUAUUCCACCAUCCGGACAAGCAGGAUAUUUGUGGCCAAGUUUGCUAAUAAAUGCACCAAACUUGAGAAAUCAUUCAUCGAAGAAUCACGGUUCCUUGAAUCAUCUUGCUCGAUGGAAUAAUUCUUUCUUAGGCAAUAAGAAUUCUGAAAAGCAAGAGAGUAUAGAUACGAAGGAUACGCGAGAUACGCUUCAAAAGCCACAAAAUAUGAAGCGAAAUAAACAAGUACAAGUUAUUAUACCAUACACGUCGGAAUAUACACCUAUUCCGUUCCAACAAUCUUACGGAGAUUGGAGUAUCAAAACUAAUUUUGAACGUACGCAGCCAAGAAAGGUUCCUUCUCGAACCGGAUUGAACGCUGAUAAUUAUCUUCAACAAGAAUCUAGGAAUGAUAUUCGAGUAGUUAAUCAAUUUCAGUCACAAUUCAAUGUCAAUAACUCAAAGAAAUUGAACGUGCAAUCGAUAAGACCAUCUUCAACUACGGUAGAAGAUUCGAAAAGCACUACAACAAGACCAAACACUUCCAUCGACGUGCGAAGGUUGCAAAAGAAUAUCGAUAACUGGACGAUACAAGAAUAUUCAAGACCUACAACGUCUAGUACAAUUUUACCUAGUUCCUUGCAUCCUUAUCUUUCGCCAUCGAAGAAAAUUCCAACGGAAUACUUAACAACAACAGAACCAGCCGAUCGUAUAAAUGAGUCGAAAGAACACAAUGAAAUUGUGAAAACUUAUUCUUUGGCUGGCUUUAGUUUCAACGAGAUAGAACAUGAAGGUUCCGCGAGUAAUCGUAUCGAGGAGAAUCAAUCGGCCGUAAAGGUUCUACGAAUAGAUAAACCGAAAGUCACAAUUAACGACUUACACAGCGUAGAUAAGCCCACGAUAGAAGAAAAGUCAACAUGGAAGUCAGACUCUGUUUCGAUAUCAUCUAUAAAUAAAGAACGAGUUUACGUGGUAACGCCACAACCGAUAUCACAAAUACCCCCUGAAAAUGACAUGGAAAAUCGUAAGGAGCAAGGGAAGACCGAACAACCGGAGCAAACAAGUGAAUCAACUGCCAGUGACAUAAGCAACAGCAAGAAUAAUUUCAGUGAAUUUGAAGCGAUCGAAAAAGCUUAUCAAGUGCUUCCGCAAGCGGUAAAUAAUCUUGCUGUUGCAUCCACCGGGAAGGAAAACAUUCCAUUAUGGGGAAUUAUGGAACACGAAGAGUUUGCUUCUUUGAAUUUGAACGAAAAUGACGAAGAAGCAGCAGAAGAUAUCGUGGAUGGACCGAUACUUUAUUCUGGGCACUCGAAGGUGUCACGAGCUAAACGAUGACAAGCAAGAAUCUCUUAAAUAUGGAGGCUGAAAAACACAAUUUUUAAUUGUGAAUAGUUAAUUGUUCGGCCGUUUUAAUCUUAAAGAUCUUAACAGGACACGAAUAAAAUUGUUUUAGGGUUUUAAGUGUACAACUUGAACUUUAUUACGGCCAGUGUAGACUUAUACGUAUUAUUAUAUAAAAACAAUAAGAUGAUUAUUUGUAACAUAAACAGAUACAUCUGUAAAAAGUAACGUGUUACGAGUGUUGCGAAUUAAGGCUUAAUUUCGAAUUUCCCUUUUUUGCUAUAUACGAAGAAUUGCUAUGAAAAUACGAUUUCAUCGACGUAACUGUUAUUUGAUCGUGUAAUUACUUUGUAAAUACGUAAAAGUAAACAUACUAUAAGUUUGAUAAAUAGGAUUAAAUUAAUUGUAAGUACGUACUGACAAGGUUGUAUCCCCAAAAAUCCAUAAUUAUUUUUGUAAAAUAGAGAAAAAUUCAACAGUUACAAGUUGCUAUAGACUGUCGAAUAAAUUAGAUCAUAAUAACGUUAAUCAUUACUCUGAUGUUGUUAAAAAUCUCCUUCAAUUCUGAAUUUGAAGUUUGCCUUUACAACAUUAAAGAGUAGAACACAGAGCGCACAAUAUAUAUGUACGCGUGAAAUGUAUAAAAAUAAACAUUCUUCGACUCGACGAAGUAUAGUUAUAAAAUUAAAGGGACCAUUAUCCAUUUUUUGGCUAUUUUUAAGAGAGGCAGAAUCAACUUUGUAAUGUACUAAACCCUACUGUACUACUAACGUAAAUGUAAAUGUAAUGUAACUAAAUUCAAAGUACAUUUAAAAGUUAGAAACUCAACUUUAUUUUUGAUUAUCUGAAUAAGUUUUUCUCUGGAUAUAUAACUAAAUAUACGUUUUUUUAUACCGUCACUUUCGAUGAUUUUGCACACUUGGAAGCCACCCAAAAAGAGCUAUUUGUAUUCAGAUACUACAGCGAUGCAACUCAUACGUAUUCCGCGUACUGCGUGUUUGACAAUGUUUAAGACUUUCUCGAUUAUAUGGUGAAAGGAGACCGUAUUCCGGUUCACGUUGUUUCAUCAAUUGAAAAGUGCGACCAUUUUACCAUGAUUUCGUGACUGAAAUUUACGAUGAUACUCUCUAAUUUUAUUGUGCUUUGGACUUUUACGAAACGAUAAGAGAAGUAUAUCAGAAAUUGAUUUAAAGCUGACUAGAAAGUUCUAAGAAUGAAUACUUGAAAAAAAGUAUUCCUGGAUUCGUAAAUGCAUAUUGAAAUUAUCGGAAUUAUUAAUUUCAUUCUUCUUAUAUAUAUUAAUUGAAUUGUGACUUUUUAUUAACUUACUUCUAUCUAUUACAAUAAUCUUAAAGACA
This is a messenger RNA of Bombus pyrosoma, 5421 nucleotides long. RefSeq lists its product as uncharacterized. The transcript has 6 exons. Lineage: Eukaryota; Metazoa; Arthropoda; Insecta; Hymenoptera; Apidae. The coding region runs from base 809 to 4057 and encodes 1082 amino acids. The record is from RefSeq and is a predicted model, not a curated record.